UUUUCUCUCCUGGUUCCCUCCCUCACACGCGCAGGCAUUUCUCUCCCCUCCCUCCACACACACACACACACGCUUUCCUCCUCGCCUCGGCCGCCAUGAACCCCAGCUGUGCCCGCUGCGGCAAGAUCGUGUACCCGACCGAGAAGGUGAACUGCCUCGACAAGUUUUGGCAUAAAGCAUGUUUCCACUGCGAGGUCUGCAAGAUGACUCUCAACAUGAAAAACUACAAGGGCUAUGAGAAGAAGCCGUAUUGCAAUGCACACUACCCAAAGCAGUCCUUCACUAUGGUGGCAGACACCCCAGAAAACCUGCGCCUUAAACAGCAGAGCGAGCUUCAGAGUCAAGUCCGCUACAAGGAGGAGUUCGAAAAGAAUAAAGGGAAGGGCUUCAGCGUGGUGGCUGACACCCCAGAAUUGCAGCGAAUCAAGAAGACCCAGGAUCAGAUCAGUAACAUAAAGUACCAUGAAGAGUUUGAGAAGAGCAGGAUGGGUGCACCUGGUGGAGAGGGAGGCGAAUCGGAACGCCAGAACUCCCAGGAGGGCGCCAACUACAGGAGGCCAGUGGAGCAGCAGCCACCAGCACACCAGCAACCUCAUCAUGUCCAACCAAGUACCCCUGUUUACCACCACCAGCCACCAGCACAACCAGCCUCUCAGUCUUACAGCUACAAGGAACCAGCAGCACCUGUCUCAAUACAGCGUAACACCCCAUCUGGCGGAGGGAAGCGGUUCCGUGCAGUCUACGAUUACAACGCAGCCGAUGAGGACGAGGUCUCCUUCCAGGACGGUGACACCAUAAUCAAUGUGCAGCAGAUUGAUGACGGCUGGAUGUAUGGCACCGUUGAGCGGACCGGUGACACAGGCAUGCUUCCAGCCAACUAUGUGGAGGCUAUAUGAGCUCCACUCGGGUGCCACCCUGAAAGCAAGCAGGGGGAGGGCUCUUGUGUGCUUCUUGUUCCAUUAUCCCUUCUCUGCUGUCUUGUCACACAUCAGUUAUUUUGUUCCGAACCUCUGACAUGGCCAUUUAAAAAAAAAUCUUCUGCCAACAUAGCCUUGUUUUGGAGGCAUUUGAACUUGGGGUGGGUGUCUUUUUUACUAUCAAAGAUCAAUUGUCUUUCCAUCCUCUCCCACAGCUUUCAUGAAGCAUGGCACUGUGCCCUCCUCCUUCCCGAGGGACCUGCCCUUUUGGGAAUUGAUUUUGAUGCCGAUUGAAAUGUGCACAACUUAACCAAACUGCUACGUGGAACCAGAAUUGGUGUAGGGAGGCCCAGGGGCAGGAACCACUGCCAUGCUUCCUUUGGGGAGAGUGGAGCUUUGAGUAACUUGCACAAGUCUCUGAUCAUUCCCAUUGAAAAAAAUUGUCCAAGGCCUCUGUUUGCAUUUCGACUCUUGCUCAUUAAUUUUCCUUCCUAUAAAUCUUUAUCAGCUGGAAAUAAGUCAAACCAUUUGUUAAAAGCAGGAGAGCUUUGGGAGUCAAAAGGAACCAGCGCAUCUGUCAUAACUAGAAGGGAGAUGAAAGCGAAAGCAGUAGCUGGUGCAGAGGUACAGAAGGGGAGGUUUAGGAGAAAACUAAUAAUUCUAUCCAGGACUCUUGGAUGCCAUGUCUUAAUAAGAGUGUACAUUUACUUUAGGCUUAAUAUUAUAGGGCAUGAGGAAAACAUGCACCCUGCAUUCCUGGGGGAAAUUAGUUUGGAGUUAAAUGUGCACAGGACCUAAACUGUUGCCCAGGUUUCUGCAGCUAAGGGAUACUAUUCUGCACAGCUUAAUUUGGUGCUACCCCCUUGAGUUUGAGAGUGUUUGAGGAGGAAGAGAAGCAUAUUCCAGAUGCUUCUGACCAUUCCUGCUGCCCUCCUCAUCACCCCAAAAGUAGCUUCAAGUAAACUUUUGAACUGGCCUAUGCAAGACUCCCCUAGCUUAAUGCCUGCAAAUAGUCAUUUCUCGCAGAUUCCUGGUGUUUAUCAAUGCCCUUCCCGCUCUGUUUUUGUAGAAGUCCAAAUUCUGUUGACACCUAACCUGUAGAGAGGCAGGUGGGCACUCCUCUGAAUAACCUUGACAACAGCAGCCUUGGGCAAGAAGAAUCUCAGUUACUAUGGAGAUGUAAGCAUAGGGACCAAUUGCUCCUUGCUUUAGGGAGUAUUCAUGGGGCUCUCACUGAAGGCAGAUCCGUAUGUGGAGCUUUUCUCCUGAACCCACAUUCCUGUCAGCCCAAAGGCAGACUUGCAGAAAGCAUCAUCUCCCUUUCUUGUACUUUUUGAGCCAAGCAAUGUUUACAAUCCUUCCUCCUCUUUCUACUGCCCCCCAAGCCAGCCUGGCAAUUGGAUGAAGGGAUCAGGGGAACUACUACUGCCUUGCACUAGAAACAUACCUCUUCCUCCCCCUCAAGAUGCUGUUGCUGGCUUGGGAUAGUCUCAUGGACCAAAAGCAAAUUCUUUGGAGUGUUGCUGUCAGUAUAGCAGGGAACUAUGAUAUAACUGGAAAUUUAUAGGGCUGUGCUGCUGUGAUGGAAGAGCAAAGGCUGGGCAGAUUCCUCUAAGCAGGAGUAAGAUUCUUGAAAGUCAUCCUUCUCUGCAUAUUGAUUGGUGCUUCUCCUGUUACUUUUAAAGAAGCUCAGUGACUCCCCAAGGUCACUUCUGUGUUGGGACAGAAGGCAAAUCCAGUUAAACAGCCAGCAGCCAUGCAGUGCAACAAACCCUUAAAAGUAGGUCUUAGAGCCUGUGUCUAAUAACUCAUUUAGCUGUGAUGUGAUUGCAAAGCUCUGCCUAUGGAAGAGGCUUCUGGAAAACAUCUAGUGUCUUUAAAUCUAACGUGAGAGAAGUGGCUGUAACCCACUUUAUUUGGUAGUUGUCUCUUACUGGGAUAACUGAAAUGGUUGGCAAGUGGACCUCUGGAGGCACACUUCUUACCUUUUCGUUUUUAAGAACGCCCGUCAGAGGCACAUACAGAGAGAGAGGUGCUCAGUCCACUGAAGCCUCUGGUGGUUUUUAGUCGCCGCCUCUCAAGCACCUGGAAAGUACAAGGACCAAGUUAAAAGACACGUGUCGCCCUCACACAUUCUCCCAUUCCAGUGCUGUUUGCAUGUAUGUGCUCUUUCCCCUUCCCUCCCCUUCUGUGCAUAGAGGCAUAUCAGGACCUUGCCUUUCCCUCACAUUGCAUCCCCUCUUGCCUGUGGACUUUGUGGUACAGAGAGAACAUACAUAUGCAACGUUAAAAGCACGAGCUUAGUCUCUUUACAAGAGGUGUGAAAUAGGCUUACGUUAAGCAAGAGUUAAGGAGAACUUGCCUGCUCAAUGUUUAGGCCCCUGAAGUUUGAAAACAAAGGGAUGCUACAUUUCGUCAUUCCCAAAGUACUCUUGCAUAUCUUCGUGACUGGUGGAGUACCGCACACUAGUGAUUUGUAGCUAAAUCUCUCAGGAGGGUUUUAAAUCCCUUUGGGGCUCCCUAUCCAAGUUUAAAAUGAUGACGUUCCUGCACACCCCUCAGAUCAGUGGCAGAAAUAAUGACCAAAUCAUUCUUUUCAUAAAGUCAUAGAAGCACAAACAUUUCAGCAUAUUUUCUCAAAAAUAAAAAGCCCUAGUCCUACUUUUCCUUUGCACUAGUGAUUAAAGGGAGGAGGGUUUUGGUCUCCUCUUCACCAUAUCCAUGUCCCAGAGAGAUCCAUUUGUAGAAAUGAAAAGGUCAACAAGAAUGGUGACAGGUUUUUCUAUAACGCAACCAUUUUUAGAGGGAUACAGGUGUCUAGGGACCACCCAAUCUUAGGGUGAACUUUCUUAAGGUGCCACGAGAAUGACUGAUGGGUGAAGAGAAAUCACAUUCUUCUUGGUGCUAAGACAGAAGCACAACAUUAGUACUGGCUGAUUUCCUAACUGAAAAAGACAAAAUCAUGUAUAGACAAUCCUUAAGAGGACAGCUUUUUGUGAGGAAGAUACAAAAAUAACGUAAUGUGAAUAAAUAUUUUUAGAGGACCAAAUAAAGUUACAAUAAAAUACUCUCUCAUUAUUUUAUAAAUCUCCUAGUCUUUUCAACCCUGCCCUGGGAGAAAUGGUUUCUCACUGCUUGAUUUAUUUUUUUUCUGCCUUCUUUAUGCACUUUUGCCUUUUCCCCCAAUAGCACCUAAACCUGUAUUUAAAUAAAAUGUUAAAAAAGAAAGAAAAACAGCUAACUCGCAUCUGUGUAGCCAUUUUUAUUCAUGUCAAGUCUCUUGUACAUUGUAGCUUUUCAAAUAAGAUUUCAGUGUCUGAACUUAGAAUGAUUUUUUUUUUCCUUUGGAGUAUAUUUUGGGGUUUUCAUCUGUUCUUUGUGUAUUUCUUCUUUGUGGGCUUGCAUGCCCUCUCCAAAAGUCAUUUGGCCUUUUUCAAUGGCACCAUAGAAUCAAAUGUAGUACCAGUUCUCUUCUGGUUGACGCCAAUUUGAAAAUAAAAGUAUAAUUUUUA
Messenger RNA from Podarcis raffonei (Aeolian wall lizard), 4429 nucleotides. RefSeq names its product LIM and SH3 protein 1 (gene LASP1). Gene Ontology annotation, molecular function: actin filament binding. NCBI's taxonomy places the organism in Eukaryota, Metazoa, Chordata, Lepidosauria, Squamata, Lacertidae. The record is from RefSeq and is a predicted model, not a curated record. The transcript has 7 exons. The coding region runs from base 96 to 896 and encodes 266 amino acids. Gene Ontology annotation, cellular component: focal adhesion.